AUGGACAAGGUGCUAGCAUUUACCAUCUUGUUAACAAGUACAGCAGUCAAAACAGAACCACCAGUCAAUUCAUAUUUACCACCACAAAAUGGCAACGGUAAUCCAAGCUCAGUUUACGGACCACCUGGAUACCAGCCUGGGAUUCCAAUAGGCCCUGGCAAUGGUAACGGAAAUGGAAACAGAAACGGCGAUAGAAAUGGUGGAAAUGGUAAUGGUAACGGAUACCCUUCUCCAGGAAUAGUAUAUGGACCACCAUCAAAUGGAAAUGGCAACGGUAAUGGGUACAACAACUAUGAUUUAGAUAGCGAUCAACUACCAGGAACUAGCUAUCUUCCACCAAACGGAAAUGGAAAUGGCAACGGAUAUAGUAAUGGUAAUGGUAACGGAAACGGCCAUGGAAAUGGAAACGGUCAUGGAAAUGGUAAUGGAUAUAGCAACGGAAAUGGUAAUGGAUAUAGCAAUGGUAAUGGUAAUGGUAACGGCAAUGGAAAACCAAACGGUCUUUAUGGUGCACCAAGAAGCGGGAAUGGUAAUGGUAACGGAUAUAGCAAUGGUAAUGGAUACAGCAAUGGUAAUAGCAACGGCAAUGGUAAUGGUAAUGGCAAUGGAAAACCUAACGGCCUUUAUGGACCACCUAGAAACGGAAAUGGUAAUGGUAACGGAUAUAGUAACGGUAAUGGUUAUAGCAAUGGUAAUGGUAACGGCAAUGGCAAACCAAACGGCAUUUAUGGACCACCUAGAAACGGAAAUGGUAAUGGUAACGGAUAUAGUAACGGUAAUGGAUAUAGCAAUGGUAAUGGUAACGGCAAUGGCAAACCAAACGGCAUUUAUGGACCACCUAGGAACGGAAAUGGAAGAAACGGCAAUGGUAAUGGUAAUGGAUAUAGCAACGGUAAUGGUAAUGGAAAUAACAAUGGCAAUGGCAAUGGUAAACCGAACGGCCUUUAUGGUGCACCCAAAAACGGAAAUGGUAAUGGUAACGGAUAUAGUAACGGUAAUGGUUAUAGCAAUGGUAAUGGUAACGGCAAUGGCAAGCCAAUCGGCCUUUAUGGACCACCGAGAAACGGAAAUGGAAGAAACGGCAAUGGUAACGGUAACGGAAAUGGAGCGCCCAAUGGUCUUUAUGGACCACCAAAAAAUGGUAAUGGUAAUGGAAACGGCAAUGGUAACGGUAAUGGAAACGGCAAUGGUAACGGUAAUGGAAACGGCAAUGGUAACGGUAAGCCUAGUGCUACAUAUGGGCCUCCCUCUACUACCUAUGGUGUUCCUGUAAACGGAAACGGUAAUGGCAACGGUUACAAGAAUGGUAAUGGAAAUGGUAACGGCAAUGGCAAUGGAAACGGCAAUGGAAACGGCAAUGGUAACGGAUAUGUAAACGGCGGUUAUCCAAGCAACGGUAAUGGUAACGGAAACGGUAAUGGAAAUGGCAACGGUAAUGGUAAUGGUAACGGAAGCGGUAAUGGAAAUGGUAAUGGUGGAUACGCGAGUAAUGGUAAUGGGGGUUAUCCUAGAAAUGGCAAUGGUAAUGGAGGGAGUAACGGAAAUGGAGGAUACAACAACACCUAUGGACCACCCAGCAACACCUAUGGACCACCCAGCAAUACCUAUGGACCACCAGGAUACGGUGGACGAGAUGAAGAAGAAUCGGAGCCCGCUAACUAUCAAUUCUCUUAUCACGUAGAAGAUGCCGCUUCAGGAAACGACUUCGGUCACGAAGAAGAAAGACAAGGAGACGUAGCUAAAGGAAAAUACUUCGUUCUUCUUCCCGAUGGUCGUCGUCAAACGGUUGAAUAUACCGCCGAUUUGGAUGGUUACAAACCCAAAGUAACUUAUGAACAAGUUGGAGGUUAUCCUUCUGGAGGUCCAAAUGGAUAUCCAGCUUCCAACGGUGGUUACCAAUAUUAAAAUUUAACUACUUAGGUGAAAUAUUUUCGAAUUACUUCCGAUCUUGGUAUACGUAGUUUAUAGUUGAAUUAAAACAGUAUCGAAUUGAAAUUUUUUUAAGAAUUUUGAAAUAUCACAAAUAUUUUCAUGAAUUUUGAACAAUUUCAGCAUUCAUUCUUCAUUUUCAUUAUUUGAAUCGAAUUAUUAGCGUGUACAUACUUCUAUUCAUGCAAUAUCUCGCACCUUCCUAGGGUGCAGUUGAAUAUUAUAUUGUUUAAACAGCAAAAAAAACAAAAAUUAUCUACACACCCAAUAAAUACGAAAAGGUACAUGUUUGGAGAAUUUCAUCAUCUUUAUAAACAAUUAAAGGAACACCCUACAAAAUUUAUGGAUGAAAAUAGAAACCUUUGAAAAUUCUAUUCGAAGAAGAAACCUAUUGUGGCGAUUUUUAUAUUUUUGGUCCCCCGAAGGGGCUCCAACAAAUAUUUCACCGACUAAACUAUCGAUAUCAGUGCCAACCAACCACAUAGUUGUUUUAUUAAAUUAUUUAACUGAUAUAUAUAUAUUGAUGAUAAAAUUACUUCUCUCUUCCUUUUUAUGUAUAUAUGUCAAAAUUAUGUAAGAAAUAUCAAAAAUCAUUAAAAUUUGAAUGCAAAUUGUUUUCUAUAUGUAUGAGAAACUAUAUUUUAAAAAUUGCAAUUCCGUAGUUGUUUCAAUUUCAAUUUAUAUGAACUAGAAGUUACCAAUUGUAUUUAUACGUAAUGUAAUUAUCUUUUUUAUUUCUUAUUACUUAUAAUGUAAAAACAGGUCAGUGUAGAAUAUAAAAAGGCUUCCAAUAAAUGACUUCGAGUUUGUGUAGGAUCAUCAUUGAUUACUACACAAAUAUUUGUACUUCAAAUAUAUAUUCAUUUUUGCCAUAUUUAAUAAGUAGUUUAUAGAAGAUGAAAUAUAUUUUUAUAAUAAAACAAUAAAAACGUAUUGCAAGA
Molecule: messenger RNA, 2870 nt
Organism: Diorhabda sublineata
Lineage: Eukaryota; Metazoa; Arthropoda; Insecta; Coleoptera; Chrysomelidae
Product: pro-resilin-like
Exons: 7
Coding region: 1-1905 (634 amino acids)
Cellular component (GO): extracellular matrix
Source: RefSeq, a predicted model, not a curated record